Messenger RNA from Jaminaea rosea, 1299 nucleotides. Its product is annotated as MAS20-domain-containing protein. Gene Ontology annotation, cellular component: mitochondrial outer membrane translocase complex; mitochondrial outer membrane. The transcript is spliced from 2 exons. Bases 25 to 1065 code for a protein of 346 amino acids. The record is from RefSeq and is a predicted model, not a curated record. Gene Ontology annotation, molecular function: transmembrane protein transporter activity. Gene Ontology annotation, biological process: protein import into mitochondrial matrix; protein targeting; tRNA import into mitochondrion. NCBI's taxonomy places the organism in Eukaryota, Fungi, Basidiomycota, Exobasidiomycetes, Microstromatales.
CACCACAGCCGCCUCUUCCUCGCAAUGAAGACAUCUCAAAUCCUCACAAUCGGCGCAGGCACUCUCGUUGCCGCUGGAGUCGGCUACGCCAUUUGGUUCGACCACAAGCGAAUGAACGAUGCGGCUUUCCGCAAGAAGCUCAACAAGGACAAGAAGCGCACCACAAAGGCGGCAAAGAAGGAAGAUGCAAAGAGACAGAAGGAGGACGAUGAGGCCAUCGACGCCGUCGUAAAGGAGGUUCAGAAGCCCGGUGUGCUGCCGAGUGGGCCACAGGAGAUGGAGAAAUACUUCAUGGAGCAAGUCACCCAGGGAGAAGCGCUCAUCGCAAUGGGAGCAGAGCACCGUGUAGAGGCUGCCGCCGCCUUCUUCCGCGGAAUCAAGGUGUAUCCCAGCCCGGUUGACCUCAUCAUGAUCUACCAGAAGGCGACGCCGCCAGAGGUGUUUGAGAUUAUCAUCAAGAUGAUUGGCAAGGACGCACAGCUCGGCGGUGGUGAAGGCGCUGCGGGUGGACGUGGUGGUGCCAACCCGCUCGCGGCAAUGGCUGCUGCUACUGGAGGGGCUGGUGGUGCGGGGGCCGCUGCGGGCAAUCUAGACGAGGUGGAUGACGAAGCAGGGCCGUCCGCUAGCCAGCCUGCUGCUGGUGGCGCCCAGGGACCGAAUGCGCCUGCCUCUGGCCCUCCCUCGCAAGCUUCUUCGCAAGAAUGGGACACGCUCAGCGGUGCAUCCCUUGGACCCAACGCCGCCGCAACUGGAGCCACAUCGUCAUCCGCAGAGGUCUCACCAUCAGAGGAGAAGGAAGGCGAGGCCGAAUCGUCGACGUCGACGAGCACCGAGAAGAAGGAGACUGGCGAGGAUAAAGAGCCCUUCCACCUGACUUCAAGCGGAGACGCCAACAGCUUUGCGCCCUCUCCCCUCUUUGCAUCUGGCUCGGCCGCACCCGCUGCAAACGCGCCGACGAUGAGCGAGGAGGCUUCUUCAUCUGGUCAACAGGCUGAGAUGCCCAAGGCCGAGACCACAGAGGAGGAAAAGAAGUCGGAGGAGGCGCAGAAGGAGAGUGGCGUUUAAGCAAUAAGAAGUAGAUGAGGCAAUGGAGUUUGAGAAGGCGGUCUAUGGACCGCUCAGAGGCCACAGGACGAAUAGCAUGUCCUGCUCGACGGUAUAUUGUAGCGAUAGGCCAGGCGUGGGAGUAGAGGUUGAUCACAAGGCGGACCACUGCGAAUCGCUGCGAAUCGCAAAUCUAUCCACUAUUUCAAUGACGCACAGCAGGAAUGAAGCGAUCGUACGAGCACUUAAUCACUU